This is a messenger RNA of Python bivittatus (Burmese python), 4178 nucleotides long. RefSeq names its product NUAK family kinase 2 (gene NUAK2). Gene Ontology annotation, cellular component: cytoplasm. Gene Ontology annotation, biological process: protein phosphorylation; intracellular signal transduction; microtubule cytoskeleton organization. Gene Ontology annotation, molecular function: tau-protein kinase activity; ATP binding. Lineage: Eukaryota; Metazoa; Chordata; Lepidosauria; Squamata; Pythonidae. The record is from RefSeq and is a predicted model, not a curated record.
UAUUGGCACUGUGUCGGCCGGCCGGUGGUAGGAUUCUGGUCGGCUGGCGAUCCUUGAGUUGGCUCGUCGGCUCCGCGGGGAGGCGGGGGUGGCCAUGGAGCGCGUCCCGCCUUCCGAUGCUCCAGCGGUCUCCCCGCUCAAAGAUGGGCUGUUGCAGUCCUCCGGCGCUCCGAUGAAAAAGCAAGCGGUAAAGCGGCACUACCACAAGCAUAAUCUGCGGCACCGCUACGAGUUCCUGGAGACGUUGGGCAAAGGCACCUACGGCAAAGUGAAGAAGGCGAGGGAGCGAUCCGGCAAGCUGGUUGCUAUCAAGUCUAUCCGGAAAGACAAAAUAAAGGAUGAGCAGGAUCUUCUCCAUAUCCGAAGAGAAAUUGAAAUCAUGUCCUCUCUCAAUCAUCCCCACAUCAUUGCUGUUCAUGAAGUAUUUGAAAACAGUAGCAAGAUUGUCAUUGUGAUGGAAUAUGCUAGCAAGGGAGAUCUUUAUGACUACAUUAGUGAGCGCCAGAGACUGACGGAGCAGGAAGCUCGGCACUUCUUCAGGCAAGUGGUGUCAGCAAUCUAUUAUUGUCAUAAGAAUGGAAUUGUUCAUAGAGAUCUGAAGUUAGAAAACAUUCUUCUAGAUGCAAAUGGAAACAUCAAAAUUGCAGACUUUGGCCUUUCCAAUGUCUUCCAACAAGAUAGGCUUCUUCACACCUUCUGUGGCAGUCCACUCUAUGCAUCUCCUGAGAUAGUUAACGGAAGGCCUUACAAAGGACCUGAGGUUGACAGUUGGUCCCUUGGUGUUCUUCUCUAUAUUUUGAUCCAUGGCACAAUGCCAUUUGAUGGCCAUGAUUACAAGACACUGGUGAAACAGAUUACAAGGGGAGAUUACAAAGAACCCACCAAACUUUCAGAUGCCUGUGGCCUGAUCCGGUGGAUGCUAAUGGUGAAUCCAGAACGCCGAGCUACCAUUGAGGACAUAGCCAGCCAUUGGUGGGUCAACUGGGGCUACAGAGUACCAGUUGGGGAACAGGAGUCCUCGCGAGAGGAUGAAUCCACGUUGGCUACUGUUGCAGAUUGGCUUCGCCGCUCCUCCAGGCCUUUGUUUGAAAAUGGCUCCAAGAUGCGCUGCUUCUUCAAGCAACACAUCCCUGGUGUCACGCUGGAGAAGCAGCGUUCACUCAAGAAGUCAAAAAAGGAGAACGAUGUGUCUCAUGCUCUGCAAGAAACAGGCCUAGCUCCAGAGAACCAAUCCAAAUCAAUCCUGAAGAGACCUAAGGGCAUCUUGAAAAAGAGAAACUCUUGUGAGAAGUCCCAGAGUCCUUUGGCUGUGGUAGCUCCUCUUGAUGUGCAGAAAGAAGAUAAUACUAGGCCUGCGCUUGAUGUAGCUUGUGUCCUGUCCUCCAGAUCCUUGGCCUGCAAUACAGAAGGUGUUAUAGCCAUCCCCCCAAUGCCCAAGAAAGGAAUUCUGAAAAAGCCACAGAAGAGAGAGUCUGGCUAUUACUCAUCUUCGGACCGUAGUGAAUUUGCAGAUGUUUUGGACUCUGAAAACAUAGACCUCAAUGCCAGUGUCUUUGUGGGCACUCCCUCCUCCACUCAGACCUCCAGUGACAAUCAGGCCAGGCGGAAAGGUAUUUUGAAACACAAUGGCAAGUACUCCUCCAGCAGCACUGAGUCUGAUGGUGUGCCAGCCAAAGUCUUCCCAAUGUUCCCUGAGGUCAUCUUGCCCAAGCUGUCCCUAGCCUCUCGCAUUUGCCCAUCCAGCGCUGUGAGUGAGGACAGCAUCCUUUCCACAGAGUCCUUUGACCAGCUUGAUUUGCCCGAUCGAAUGCCAGGAAGUGGAGGAGUCUCCAUGCGUGGCUCUGUCUCUGCAGAUGACCUCCUGCAGCUGGAGGAGGGAGAUGGGGAAACCAAGAGCCGCCGACUCCGACGCUGGACAGUGACUCAGUGCCAAAAACCCCUUGCAGACAGUUGUUUCUCUCUGGCAGACUGUGAUAAUGUCACUGAAGUCUACAAACGGGCUGUGACUAUCAGCAUGAAACUGAGCUGAUGGCCUCAUUGUCAGUCAGGACCACUGACACACCUUUGCUAAUUAUGGCAAAGAUGUUUUACAGCCCAGAUUCUGGCAUUCUCCAAACAAUUUGCACUUCCCAUUCAAAUGGAUAAAGAACUUUCAGUAGCCUUUGUCUUCUCCCUGACAGGGCUGGAAGUGCAAUUGGCUGGAAAUAUAUUUAUUUUUACAUAUUCCUUGUUUGUUCUCAGAAUGUAAAGGAAUGUUUACAUUCUUAACAUUGCCUGUAAAAUGGUAUAACAGGGUAUGGAUGUAUGUUUGGAGAGAGGAAAAGAUAUGUUGAUAGAAGGGCAGUGGAUGUAGGAAAAAAGUAAAAACAGUGUAAUGGGCCUGGAGUACUUGGGGAAAAAUGGGAGGGCAUCUGUUAUCUGUAGAGUAAUGGACUAAAAGGGAUGUAAUUUUUUUUUCUCCCAGCAUCAUCAACAAAAAAACACUGAAUUGGAGUCAUGAGCAACUAAGUCCAGUAACAUUCUCCUGAACAGCCUUUGUCUCUCCAAACAGACCCUGAUGAUCAUCUCUAAUCUUAGUGAUUGGAGUGAUGAUUUUGUUUGCACUGUGUUUCUUUAAUUGCACAAAGAAGUUAAUGAGUUAGAAAUGCCUCCAAAGGGGAAAAGGAUUAAGGCAAGGUACUUAGAAAGGAACAACUAUUGUUUGAAAAACUAAAAUUCUGUCUCAUUGGAGGGUAUCUGCACUAUAUAUUUAGAAUUCCAAUUACCCUGAUAUACUUGGACUGAAAUGGCAGUGAAAAGGGGCUCACUAAUAGAAUUCUGGGCAUCCUCCAUAAAGCUGAACAUAACAUUCAUUUCUUUAGUUAAGCCACAAAAGAGUUAAUAAAACUUAGAGCAGGUUUCCCCAGUGGGCCUCCUCUUGUUAGACUACAAUUGCCAUAAUUUCCAAUCAGUGUAGGCAUGCUGGCUGAGGAAAAUGGGAGUGAUGGCCCAACAUAUAUGGAGGGAAUCAUGCAGGAAAGACUGAUUAGUUAGAUGUUUUGGUAAGAACUGGAUAUAGUAAAGGCACAGAGGAGUUCAAAAUUCUCCUCUAUUCUCAUUUCUGUUUUUUUUUACUUUUUAGCAGACGAGAACACUUUGCUUUGAUCUUGAUUAAAAAAGUGACUAAAAUAUGGGGCAUUUUUUUGCUCCUCCCAAAAGAGAACGCAAAAAGUAGCCCAACUGUGCUGUAAAGUGAAUUUUCCUGAAGCUUCCAAAUAAAACAGGCAUUCGUGUUUCCAGAAAUGUGUAUGCAUAUAAUUAAGUCUGAACUAGAAUAUGGAAUCUAAAAGGCCAGGACAAUGAGGGCCAGAUGAAACUCCUUUUAUGGGGAAAGAGAUGUUUGUUAGUAGUAGGCAUAGCAAGUUUUUAAAGAAGCGAGCAUCAAGUCCUUCCAAAAUACAGUAAAUAUAGUUGCCUUUUAAAAGAUGACUUAGAACCCAAGAAAUGUUUACUUAGCAUAGGAAAAUACCCUUCCCUGAAUUUCCUGAUGUUCCCCACGUUCCCCAAAGGAUCUCUUUGCUGUUCAAGUGACCCUCCUGAAAGUUACUGGAAGGAAGGAAAGGGCAAAAAGUCUCAUUCUGUGGCUUUCCUAAAGUUAACCUGUUUCAAGAAUCCAGUCCAUAUAUUUUGUCCAGAUGUCUGUGCCUUCUAUAUUUAGGUUGCAGAAAAACAAUAUGACUGCUAGAUGACAGUGGAAAUACGGGAAAACAAAUGUCUUUUAUUUUUGCCUAAUGAUUUCUGGAUUUUUGUAGAAGGCUAAACCUGGUUCUGUUCUCAAAGUAGUGAAUCUUUGCCCUUGAGUAUUUUAAAAUACUGCCUUUUUGACCAAUAUGAACUUGACAAAAGUUUUUUUUAAAAAUAAAGAUGGUAGCCUUUUUUUAAAAGGCAAUAUAAUGAAUUCAUAGUCAGAAGAAGGUGAUCUGUAAAACGUUUCCAUCUUGUAGUAUUUUGGAUUCUUAAGUGCCAGUUGCACUAUCUUGCCAUGUAUUUUCUGGGUGGCCUUCAAAGUACUGCCUUAUAAAAUAUUGUUCUUCCAUCCAGAGAAGCUAAUUUAAAUCUAGCAAAGUGGGACCAGAACUUUUUGUCUGCUCAUAAAUUGAUGCAAUGGUUAUGGAAGAAAUAAUUAAAAAAAAUAAGGA